UCUGCUAUAUCACCCAGAAUUAGUCAGCUCCUCUGAAGGCGAGCGCCCACUAUCAGGCUCUCCCAGCUCCCUGCUCUCCUGCGAUGCCUCCAGACUUUGACACCAACAUGAGGUUCAAGUUCUCCAUCCUGGCUCUUCUUCUGGAGGCCAUCAUCAUUGUUUUGUAUGGGGUAUUUGUGGAUUAUAAAACARCUCCAGAUGCUAUACACUUAUACCCACUCUUUCAGGAUGUCCACGUGAUGAUAUUUGUUGGAUUUGGUUUCCUGAUGACGUUUCUGAAGAAAUAUGGAUUCAGCAGUGUUGGCUUCAACAUGCUCAUUGCUGCUUUCGGUCUCCAGUGGGGAAUUCUGAUGCAAGGAUUUUGGCACAUGGAAGAAGGGAAAAUUCAUGUUGAUGUSAAAAGCAUGAUAAAUGCAGACUUCAGUACAGCAACUGCUUUGAUUUCAUUUGGAGCACUCCUGGGGAAAACCAGUCCCAUUCAGAUGCUGAUCCUGACUCUUCUGGAGAUCACCAUCUUUGCAUGCAAUGAACAUCUAGUCACUGAAGUAUUUGAGGCCACAGAUGUUGGAGCUUCCAUGACUAUCCAUGCUUUUGGAGCUUAUUUUGGUUUGGCUGCAGCCUUYGUCUUGUACCGUCCUGGUCUGACAAACAAACACGAAAAUGACGAAUCCACCUAUCACUCGGACCUGUUUGCCAUGAUUGGUACCCUGUUCCUUUGGCUUUUUUGGCCCAGUUUCAACUCUGCCAUCGCAGAUGGUGGGGAACACCAGGCCACAGCCAUCAUCAACACCUACUACUCCUUGGCUGCCUGCGCCGUCGUAACRUUCGCCCUCUCCAGCCUGGUGGACAAAAGAGGGAAAUUCAGCAUGGUUCUCAUUCAAAAUGCCACCCUGGCAGGAGGAGUAGCAGUGGGCACCUGUGCUGACCUGGCAAUCCACCCUUUUUCUGCCAUGUUCAUUGGGGUCAUUGCUGGGAUUGUCUCUGUCCUCGGGUUCCAAUUCCUGACUCCUGUGUUGGCAUCCAAGCUGAAAAUUCAAGACACUUGUGGAGUUCAUAAUUUGCAUGGUCUACCUGGCAUUCUGGGAGGUAUUGCUGGCAUCAUAGUAACUGCRGUAAAAAGGGAAAUUAGGAAUGGUCACCCACUUACUCCUGGCAGGCAGGCUGCUGCCCUGGGCAGUACACUUGGAAUUGCACUGGUAGGAGGAGCACUG
Molecule: messenger RNA, 1211 nt
Organism: Malurus melanocephalus (red-backed fairy wren)
Lineage: Eukaryota; Metazoa; Chordata; Aves; Passeriformes; Maluridae
Gene: RHAG
Product: Rh associated glycoprotein
Exons: 8
Biological process (GO): ammonium homeostasis; ammonium transmembrane transport
Cellular component (GO): plasma membrane
Molecular function (GO): ammonium channel activity
Source: RefSeq, a predicted model, not a curated record